Antechinus flavipes (yellow-footed antechinus) is the source of this 2396-nucleotide messenger RNA. It is a transcript of the gene TFF3, whose product is annotated as trefoil factor 3. The transcript has 3 exons. The record is from RefSeq and is a predicted model, not a curated record. NCBI's taxonomy places the organism in Eukaryota, Metazoa, Chordata, Mammalia, Dasyuromorphia, Dasyuridae. Gene Ontology annotation, biological process: maintenance of gastrointestinal epithelium. Bases 55 to 297 code for a protein of 80 amino acids.
UAUUUUUUUUCUAUAUUUCUGAAGAUUGCAGGCUUUGUAAGUCUACAGUUUGCAAUGGAUCUCAAAGGUCUUUGCUUUGUGGCAUUUGCCCUAAUGUUAGGGUUCUCCAGUACAGUUGGUGAAUAUGUUGGUUUAUCUGGUAAUCAAUGUGCCAUCCCAGCCAGUGAGAGAGUAGAUUGUGGCUACCCUGAAGUUACUGCAGAACAAUGCAAUAACAGAGGGUGUUGUUUUGAUUCCAGUAUCCCUGAAGUACCGUGGUGCUUCAAACCUCUUCAAGAAGCAGAAUGCACAUUUUAAUAUGAAGAUGUCUUCUCCUGGAUAUCAUCAGACAAAUCAGUAAUCAAAUCGUUGUACCUUGUAAAAUGUUCUCAGAUGAUUAUUGAAUUUUCUAAUCUAAUAUCAGUUUUUGAUCCAGAGAACUUUAGUAUAAAAGGUUUAUGUUGAAUUUGUAAAAAGUAUGUCUUAAAGAAUUAAAAUGGCAUACUUAGCAUACAAACAUUUGUUUAUUACUUAGAGGCUUUCUUUCUUAAAAAGCAAUUGUAGUCUUUCACACAGAUUUUUAAAAGAGUUUGUGGGGAUUAUGCAAUUGUAAUUUUGAACAGAAUACUACCACUGAAGUUUUAUGGUAAAGACAUAUAGGAAAGACUUUUUUUCCUUUUUUUUUUUUUUUUUUUUUGGUUCUUUUAAUUCUUGUUUUCAUGUUUGUGCAUUUAAUAUGGAUUUUAAUUUUGUGAAUGGACUAACUCCCUUUUUGGAAGCAUAGAGGAAUAGAAACAAUAAGUAAAUCACAAUAACAUACUUGGACAAUUGUGUCAAGAUAUUUUGAAUAUAUUCACAUCCAUAUACUUCACUUGUAUGGUUAAGAAAAGAGUCAAUGUCUUUGACCAUUCACAGUAUGUAAGACCAUUAAGACCCUCCACACAGGAUGACCAUUACAGUAAGUAAGACCAUUAAGAAUAUAAUUUAAUGUUUUCCUUUUCAAAAUGGUGAUUACAUAUAUGUAUAUACACAUGUAUGUAUGUUUCUUCCUAUAUAAUAUAUAUUUGAGGUUGGAUUUCAACUUAGUUCUUCUUGAUUCCAGGUCCAUUACUCUACCUAUUCUACCCACUGAACCAUCUAACUUUUAGCCUCAAACAAGAAACCACUGAGACAUAAAAUGGACAAUUUCAACUACAUAGAACUGAAAAGUUUUUGCACAAAUAAAAUAAAUAAAUAUAAAAUCAGAAUAAGAAAUAUUUUGCUGGAGAAAAAAUUUUUGCAGCAAGUUUCUCUGAUGUCUAAAAUAUAUAGGGGAUCAAUUCAAAUAUAUAUUAAAAAGUACCAUUUCUUUCAAAGGAAAGAAAAAUAAACUAUUAGCCACCAUGUGAAAAAAUGCUCAUACUAAUAACAUGAAAAACAUGGAAAAAUCAUAUUAAGAAAACUUAUUAUGUUGACAAAUUUUGGGAAAAUAGAAAAUAGUAAUUGUCAAAGAAGUGAUAGAAUAGGUACAAGAUUAAUGAAAGGUUGUUAGAGCUACAAAUUGAUAUAAUAAUUCUACAAAACGAUUUGUAAACAUACUCCACAAAGUCACUAAACUAAAAAGCAGAGGGAAAAGACUCUUAUUUAUAACAGUAAUAGUACUUUUAGUUAUAGUAAAAGAAUUAGAAAUUGCAAGGUGCUCAUUAAAGGAUUGAUUAAACAAAUUAUGGCAUAUAAAUGAUGAAAAUAAUGGAAAUGAUGAAAGAAAUGGAUUAAAAGAAAUCUGAGAGGACUUUUAUGAACUGAUGUUUCACAUGAGUUUGACUAGGAGAAUGCUUUAUAUAGUAACAAUAGUAAGGAAGAGUAGCUUUGAGGGAUAUAAGAACUACAAUUAAUAUAUUAAAAGUAAUGAAUAGCCAUCAAUAAUGAAUUAUCCAAAAUGAAUUAAAUAUUUUUUGGUCAUGGUCAAUAUAUAUAGAAGGAGGGUAUUUAUUUUGGGGAGAGAUAAAAGGGUAAUGGUUAUGCCAAAAAAAAAAAAAACAGUUUUUAAAGUAUAAUGAAUAGAAGAGAACAAGAAUAAAUUUAAAAGAAAAUAUAGUCUUUUGAACUAAUAUAUCCUUUACAGUAUUCUUUAUCUUUUUAUUGUCUUUAACUGUUUCCAUUAACAUUUAUUUUCCCCUUUCUUUAUGGGAAAAAAUGUUUAAAAGACACUCUUCUUAGAAAAAUGCAUAGUCAAGCAAAACACCCACAAUGGCCAUGUAAAAAUAUGUCUCAUUGUACAUUUUGAGUCUGAUCACUUCAUCAGGUGGUUGGUAAUGAUUUUCAACAUUCAUCUACUCUUGAUGAUUUCUUUGAUCAUCAUUAGUAAGUCUUACAAAGCUGUGUUUUUUUACAAUGUCAUUAUUGAAUAAAUUGUUUUCCUAUUUUACUAACUGCAA